Messenger RNA from Menidia menidia (Atlantic silverside), 1437 nucleotides. NCBI's taxonomy places the organism in Eukaryota, Metazoa, Chordata, Actinopteri, Atheriniformes, Atherinopsidae. The record is from the annotation of a GenBank genome assembly.
UCAACUACUUCCGGGUAACUUUAGUGACCUUGGUUGGUAAAUCAACAUGGCGGCCAUCGUUCGGUUGAGUUCUAUGUAUCGCAGGGGAAUUACACCGCUGUUCUACCAGAGCACGUUGCUGGCCAAACCCGUGGCCGUACCACACAAAUACCAGGAGCAGCCCCACCUGCUGACCGCCAGGAUUCAUUCGUCACAAGCUCUCUAUGCCGGCUCCGACUCCAAAGCGGCGUCCCUGCACUGGACGGCGGAGCGGGCGCUGAGCAUCGUGCUGCUGGCCAUGGGCCCCGUGGCCUACUACAGCCCCGGGCCGGCCAUCGACUACUCCCUGGCCGCCGCCCUCACCCUGCACGGACACUGGGGUCUCGGUCAGGUGUUAACAGACUACGUCCACGGGGACACGAAGAUCAAGAUGGCCAACGCCGGCCUGUUCCUCCUGUCCACGGUCACCUUCGCCGGCCUGUGCUACUUCAACUACAACGACGUGGGCAUCUGCAAAGCCGUGGCCCUGCUCUGGAGCAAAUAAGGGGACUUUUGGACUGGGAGGCUCAGGAAAAAAAACCCACACACACACCCACAGUGGGCGGAAUCUUGUCCAGGCUGAUUGUAAAAAAUUCAAAGUCGUUGUAUGUAAAUUCUUAUAAAUAUAUCAUUUUGACGAUAUUAAACCGAUGUAUGUACUGUGUCGAAUUGUGACGAAAGCUGUGGUUGACUUAGUAUUCCCAUGAUUUAAAACUGUGGUUGAGUAGCUUUCCGUUUUUCCGAAUAAAACCCAGCAUGUGUGGCACGCGUCCAGAGCACCGCUACGGUUCUGAUCCAGUCUUACAGACCGCCGCCGUUUGACAUGGACUUUUUUUUUUUUUUUUCUUUCUUUCGGUCAGCGUGUUCUUACUGUUCGGCUUUCUGCUUGUAAGCCCCUGAGUGGCGGCGCUGCGCCACAGGCUUCAGAAGCUCUUCUCAAUAAACCCUGUUAACAAGUCAGUCGCGAGGUCCACUUCAUGGUUCUCUCACCGUCUCCUAAAAGUCAGAGGUGGUACGGCAAGCGGAAUACACCCGACGCGAGAGUUUCUAUCGAUGGCAGAACUGGUCGUCGUCUUUUAUGCAGCCGGUUCUCAACGUAAUUAUUAUCUUUGCUCUGAUCUGAGGUGUUUGGCGUUUUGUUAUUUAGAGCAGUAGGUAAUGAGCGAUAGGAAAACCAGUGGGAUUGAAAGCAAAGAUGUUUUAAUAACGCAGACAGGAAAAAUCAAGCAGAAUAUUUACAGUGACAAGUGGACAAAUGCAUAGUUAAAAAAGUUUUUAAAAAAUUGCAGGAAUAUUCUCUCUGGCAAGUAUGAAUGAUCAGCUGUUACUAAAUGAAUAACUGGCCAGGGAAAAGGAUAAAUGUAGCUUAGAACUUUGACAUGACACAAAUGUUGGAGGAGGGAAUUUAAAAUAAGAAAA